AGCUGAGCAUUAUUUUAAUAUGAGUGUAGUGCAGUGUAGUAGAAUUUAAUAUUUAAAAGUGUUUAACGCCACUCUAGCAACAGACAGUUCGCAUUUGUAACGCAAACAACAAAGAGAAAUCAAUAAACAAAGUGAGACAUAUACUCUCUAGUGGAAAAUAUACCAAAAAAAAUAAUUAAAUUUAAAAUAAAAUAACUGUGAUUUUAUUGAAAACUUCAAACGAAACUAAUAUAAAAGACAACAUGAUGAAAUUCUUAGUGGGAUUCUGUAUUUUGGCCGUUGUGGCUCCUACCGUUUUCGGUGAUUUGAAAUGCUCUUUGGGUGCUCCUGAGUUGCCCACCGAAUGGAUUGAUUUACGGGGUGACUGUGUGACUGCCAUGCGCAAUCAAAUCCAAAAAGAAAUCGAUGCUUCCUAUCAAUAUUUGGCCAUGGGUGCUUACUUCUCUCGCGACACUGUCAAUCGUCCCGGUUUUGCUGAGAUGUUCUUCAAGUCUGCCAAGGAAGAACGUGAUCAUGGCUCCAAAUUGAUUGAAUACUUGUCCAUGCGUGGUCAUUUGACUGAGGGUGUUACCGAUUUGAUCAGAACUCCUGCUAUCCAAAAAGACGAAUGGGCCAGUGGUGCUGAUGCUUUGGAAGAUGCUUUGAAAUUGGAAACUCAAGUUACCAAGUCGAUUCGUAAACUCAUCCAAACCUGUGAAAAGAAACCCAACUUCUAUCACUUGGUCGACUACUUGACUGGUGUCUAUUUGGAAGAACAAUUGCACGGUCAACGCGAAUUGGCUGGCAAAUUGAGCACUCUCAAGAAGCUGAUGACCAACCACGGUGCUUUGGGUGAAUUCUUGUUCGACAAAGAUUUGUAAAAAGUCUCUUGCUACAAAAUUCCACUACAGCUUAAACUACAACAUGAGAUUUUU
Molecule: messenger RNA, 914 nt
Organism: Calliphora vicina (urban bluebottle blowfly)
Lineage: Eukaryota; Metazoa; Arthropoda; Insecta; Diptera; Calliphoridae
Gene: Fer1HCH
Product: Ferritin 1 heavy chain homologue
Exons: 4
Coding region: 243-860 (205 amino acids)
Biological process (GO): iron ion transport; intracellular iron ion homeostasis
Cellular component (GO): cytoplasm
Molecular function (GO): ferric iron binding; ferrous iron binding
Source: RefSeq, a predicted model, not a curated record